UUCCAAUUUUUAGCUAACCACAAACGUGGCCCUCAAAAGUAGUGAGACCCGUAGUCGCAUACAAGACGCACAUAAUUCAAACCCAAAAACACGUUCCCUUGAAUGGACUCCCCAAUCUUCCACUCCCCAGUUUCCGAUUUCUCAUCGGAAUCUUCCUUUGGGUCGCCGGAAUCUUUCUCCUGGGAGGGCCUGAAUUUCGAUCACCAAAAUUUCCUUCCUUUCAAUGAAAAUGACUCGGAGGAAAUGCUUCUUUUGGGUCUAAUUUCUAAGGCGAACCAAGAGAUCACAUCGGAAACGUGCGUGAACCGGGUUAAGGAAGAAGAGGUAAGCUCAAUAGCGGAGGAAAAUCCCAAGAAGGAGAAGUCGUACAGAGGCGUCCGGAGGCGGCCGUGGGGGAAGUUCGCGGCGGAGAUAAGGGAUUCCACUAGGCACGGCAUAAGGGUAUGGUUAGGAACAUUUGAUAGUGCCGAGGCAGCAGCUUUGGCCUACGACCAAGCUGCCUUUUCCAUGCGCGGUUCCUCGGCGAUACUCAACUUUCCGGUUGAAAGAGUCCGGGAAUCGCUUAGGGACAUGAAUUACUGCUUCGAAGAGGGGUGCUCGCCGGUGGUGGCUCUUAAGAGAAAGCACUCGAUGAGAAGGAAAAGUAUAAGCAAGAAAAGCAAUGAGAGGGAUCAUGUAAAGAUAGAGAGUGUGGUGGAGUUGGAGGAUUUAGGCCCGGAUUACUUGGAAGAACUAUUGAGUUCAUCUGGGACUGCUACGCCUUGGUAAUUAAAGCAAAUAUCAACCACUUCUGCCCUUACCAUAAUCCUUCUUUUAAUUACUACUACUCUACCCUUUGUGUACUUCUUCUCAUUUUAAUUUUUUUUUUUUCCUUUCUUAGACUGAUUUCAUUGUAAUGGUUGAAAUCAUUAAAAUCUGUAUCUUAAUUCUCUUUUUCAUUUUUGUAAA
Messenger RNA from Alnus glutinosa, 948 nucleotides. Its product is annotated as ethylene-response factor C3. The coding region runs from base 103 to 768 and encodes 221 amino acids. Gene Ontology annotation, molecular function: DNA-binding transcription factor activity; DNA binding. Gene Ontology annotation, biological process: regulation of DNA-templated transcription; ethylene-activated signaling pathway. The transcript has a single exon. NCBI's taxonomy places the organism in Eukaryota, Viridiplantae, Streptophyta, Magnoliopsida, Fagales, Betulaceae. The record is from RefSeq and is a predicted model, not a curated record.